Rhagoletis zephyria (snowberry fruit fly) is the source of this 640-nucleotide messenger RNA. RefSeq names its product piggyBac transposable element-derived protein 3-like. The record is from RefSeq and is a predicted model, not a curated record. NCBI's taxonomy places the organism in Eukaryota, Metazoa, Arthropoda, Insecta, Diptera, Tephritidae.
AUGAGUUCGUGUAAAAAGGGUUUAUCUGAAAGCGAAAUAGUUGAUAUACUGGAUAAGAUAGAUUCAAAUUUAUCUGAUUUAGAGGAGGAAAAUGAUAGUUUCGACGAAGAUGCAAACGAUGCUGAAACUCAUGUGUUAGCCGAAAUAAAUAUCGAUCCUGAGGACGACAUUCUUAUAGAUUCUUCUAUAAGGCGCAAAUUUAACAAAGAAAACGUUCUUGAGUCAAGCUUUUCCGAUUUCCGGGAAGAGGUUUUCGAAGCGAUCGAAUCGGAAGAUGAAGUAUUCGAAAAGGCAACAUUUUAUACAAAUUUGUAUGCUACGCAGAGAAACGUUACAGGAUAUAAAAAUGCCACAAAGGAGGAAAUCGAAGUUCUAAUAGGUCUGCAAAUUGCUAUGGGAAAUUCAAUGACAAUGAGACGAUUUGCACAGUUGCGUACGCUAUUACAUUUCACCGAUAAUUUGAAAAUACCCAAGGAAUGUGGUGACAAAUUUGUGAAAAUACGUCCGUUAAUAGAUGCUAUUAGGAAUCGAUGCCUUGAAGAGCCGGUUGAACAAGAUGUGUGCAUUGACGAACAAAUAAUACCUUUCAAAGGAAGACUUUCUUGUAAAGUUUAUCACAAAGGGAAGCCAAACCCAUGGG